Messenger RNA from Corticium candelabrum, 1649 nucleotides. RefSeq names its product tubulin-specific chaperone cofactor E-like protein. The transcript has 4 exons. Bases 131 to 1480 code for a protein of 449 amino acids. Lineage: Eukaryota; Metazoa; Porifera; Homoscleromorpha; Homosclerophorida; Plakinidae. The record is from RefSeq and is a predicted model, not a curated record.
CGUUUGUCAGCACAACGAGUUCAUAGUGAUCAAAUAGGAUUUCGUACACAAUGUAGGAUCGCUGACCUGGUUUUAUGCAUAUUCUUGCGUUCGUCUGAGCUCAGCAAGUUGAUAGUGAUCAAACAUCACAAUGACGAGAACGCUAUCGGAUGCUUUGCGAGAGAAAUACGUAUACGAAGAGAAGAAUAGCUAUGAGACAUUAGAUGUAGAGAGAAGUGAAGACGGCGAGAGACGUUCUAGCGUGGAGCAGAAGGAAGGAGGCUUCACCAUUUCCUACUUAUCAAGAUCUAGAGUGAGGUCCACACAUGAAAUUGAAACAGUGACACUUAUUAAUCAGCAGGUCACACUGAUUGGAGAUACUGAAUGGUUGGGUCAACAGUUUAAGUCUUUGUGUGAAGUUGACCUCACAGGUAACGGAAUAUCUAAUUGGCAGCAGGUGUUUAUCUUGUUGUCAACACUUAACAACAUCCACUUCUUAAAUCUGACGAACAAUCCACUGGGCAGGGUGACUGCACCUGAUGAUCUGACGUUGCCUGAACAAGAGCAAUCUUUCUCUCAAAUCAAAACUCUUAUUCUGAAUUUCACACAGAUUCCAUGGAAAACUUUGAACUUUGUGUUGCCCAUGGUUCCGAGAUUAGCCGAACUGCAUCUUAGCGGCAAUGAUUAUAACAAUGUGGACCUGCAAACACACCAUGAGAAUCUCAUUUCUCUUCAUUUCAAUAACAACCCAAUAUGUGAGCCACAACAUCUUCUUAGUCUUGCUGAAGCCUUUCCAAGUCUGUCUACUUUAAUUGCACACAAUUCUCAAUUAGCCUCAUUGAUUCUGCCAAGUGAAUCAAUAAUUUUAGCAAAAUCAUUUCAUCAACUUCAGUGUCUGAGUCUGUCUCACAGUCGUCUGUCCACGUGGGAUGACAUCCAUUUUCUCUCUCUCUUUAUGUCUCUUCAAAAACUUCGACUUGUAGGAAUUCCACUGUUGCAUGAGAUCAAGGAAGAAAAUCACAGGCCAUUUCUUAUUGCUUGUUUGCAAAAUAUUCAGUGUCUAAAUGGAAGUACUAUCAGCAGUGAAGAGAGAGAAGCUGCAGAGCGAAUGUUUCUACGAUAUUUCCAGUCAUUUGACGAGGCAAAGCGCCCUCCCUCAUUCCAUAAGUUGCUGCACCAACAUGGACAACUUGCUCAAUUAGCUGAUGUUUGUCUUGAACCUGCAUCACAUGUUGAUCUCAAUAUAAAGUUUGAAGAUCUUCCCGUGGUGAAACGGAAAUUUGAUGUCAACAUAACAACUGGUCAACUGAAGAAAGAAUUGUCAUCUGAUGUUGUUGGGUUGUCUCCAAGUAAAUUUCGUCUUUAUUAUGUGGAUGUUGAAGAUGACGAGGUUCUGUAUGGAGCUGAAGAGAUGAAAGUUAUGUCUCGUAAGCUCUUUUCAUAUCGAAUGAAAAGCAAUGACCAAAUCUUAGUUCAACGUAAACAUGUUACUAGCAGUUAAUUUUGGUACAGACUAACAGUACUAUUGGUUAAUGGCAUUUUACAUUCAGUCUUCAAGGAUACGUGGAACUGUCAGUAAUAAUUGCUAUCUGUAAUAACUGCAAAUACAAUGCCAAAUGAUCCAUAGACAUGUAUUUACAGAAACAAAGUAACUGACUCAUAAUGGAUUA